Molecule: messenger RNA, 744 nt
Organism: Mesorhabditis belari
Lineage: Eukaryota; Metazoa; Nematoda; Chromadorea; Rhabditida; Rhabditidae
Source: the annotation of a GenBank genome assembly
AUGCCAUAUACUGGAUCGGAUGAGGAGAUCUGCAACCGCUUUGAUGAACUGAGAAAUUCGUCCAAUGAAUUCGACAAGGCUUUCGGAGAAAGAGGAUUGAAAUUUGUCUGCGCUAAAGAUGCUGAUUUGGAAAACUGUAAAUUAUUAUCGAAAUCGAAACCAAAUAAGUUAUAUAUAAAGAAUCGCCACCAAAAUGAUUGUUUGCACUGUGCGAACGUUGUCUAUACAUGCUGGAUGGAGAAAAUGCCGCUGAAACAUUGGCAUUCACUGCCGAAAUGGGCCUGUCUUCGUGCAGUCAAGGAAGACCCACCACACAAAUACAAUGUACAAUAUGAAGAUGGAGAUGAGGCAAUAUGCCACCGGUAUGCUGAAUUGAAAAAUUCAACCGAUGAACUGGACAAGUUUUUUGGGACAAGAGCUUGGAAACUCACUUGCGCUGAAGGUGUCGAUAAGGAAAAUAUGAAAAAGAUCGAGAAUUGCUCCAUAGACUACGCAAAAACGGCUGCCAAAAAAUGCCAUAAUGACGAGUUUUUCCAAAGGACGAUCCGAAAGGCAUCCGACACGUGCGAUGAAUGGGCCUUUUUCUUUGCGUGUACUGCGCAAAAAAUGGCUUCUUUUUGUCUAGCCGAGAACAUCACUGAGACUGUCGCCUUUUUUAUUGAGCGUUCGAUUGAUAGAUAUUCACUACCAGCGGAAGUUGGCAACAAGUGCGUCAACGCAAUUUAUCGAGAGCUUCAUAAAAUC